Podospora pseudocomata is the source of this 2276-nucleotide messenger RNA. RefSeq lists its product as uncharacterized. The transcript is spliced from 2 exons. Lineage: Eukaryota; Fungi; Ascomycota; Sordariomycetes; Sordariales; Podosporaceae. Gene Ontology annotation, biological process: metal ion transport; transmembrane transport. Gene Ontology annotation, molecular function: cobalt ion transmembrane transporter activity; magnesium ion binding; cobalt ion binding. The coding region runs from base 420 to 2231 and encodes 603 amino acids. Gene Ontology annotation, cellular component: plasma membrane. The record is from RefSeq and is a predicted model, not a curated record.
CAGCUUGAGAAGGCAGACACGCGCUGAAGUGCUGGUGCGCGGACCAUCUCCAGCCACACUUCGUUGGCCAAGGGUUAGGGGUGUGCAUGCCAAAUCUUGAAGGCACGCUCGCCAGUCCCAACUUACGCUUUGCCAUGUACCCACGGGUAUCACAUUGAAUCCUAAUCCCGUCAGACGGCAACCGAGGAAACCGUAGGAAAGACGGGAGUGUCCUCCACAAACAUUAUUGUCUUCGGCCGGAGAGGCGUGCCAACAGUUUGAAGAUGAUCUCCAUGAGCACGACGACCCCGCGUGCGGCUGAGAACAGUCGUGGGACAGGGGGGAGUAUCAAGGGGCAAUAGAGGUCAGCCGCAUUUAUCACAAAGCAAGUUCCCAUGAUCCUUAAUGUCUGAAACCCAGGAAGCAUCAAUUAAGUCAGAAUGCUCAAAAGAAGGACCUCGUCGCUUGACUCGGUGAGAUUGCUGGGUGAUCCCGUUAUCGGCCGGGAGCCCGCCAAACCCUCAGAACCUUCGGAAGCCACCUCCAGAUGUCUGCGACUUCAAGUCCAAAAUGAUGGAAAGACCAGUUUCACCGCCGUCGACUUGUCACAGACCAAACCCAACCCUGACGAAGCCCUGGAACCCUCUCAAGAUUACGAUUUGAUAUACCUCGUUGAAGCUCAUAGCGACCUUCAGGCAACGCGUUUGGCAGAUAUGGGGUUGUACCUGCCCCCAGAGUUCUUCACAGCCCAUCUUGGACGCGGCUCAGGACACAAAAUGGGCUUCCACCAGGACAGAUCUACCGGUAGUUUCUUUGUCAGCUGGUCAGAACCAGCCCUGCAAAAGUCUGAGGGUUGGAAAAUGGAGAAGAAGAUUCGCGCGGGAACACCAUGGGAUACAGACCAAACUGCCGACCCCCAAUCCACAUACGAGAGCCAUUGUCGAUGGGGAACGUUUCCGGAGGGGGUAUAUAGACCAUACCAUCCGCUUCACCCAUCACAGAGGAUGGAGAGUGUUGUUCUUCAUCAUGCCUCAACGCGCAUGUCGUUUCAUUACUCGAGACGGGAGAAUGGCCAACUUGUUGGGUGCCUUCUGGUCGAUCCACAAAGAAUGCAUACAGUCAGGCAGGUGAACCUCAACUUGUGGUCUGGAGACAUAGGCUCCAAACCUCUGCCGAAUCAGCCCUGUUUUAUCCUCGAGACGACAGCCCUAGACCGUAUCAAAAAGGCGCUGGAUGCCCCGAGUCCGUUUCGAGGAAGACAAAAUGAUACUUGGCUCAUACAAACGAUGCUUGGUUUUGUGGUGGAUGAUAUGCCAACCAUCCUGUUCGAGCUGGGUCGGGGGUUGGACGAGGUCGAAUUGUAUUUGGGCGAAGACGAGCAGCUGCGCUCCUCGGUGCCGCAGUGGAGAGAUUAUCUUGGCCGAUGGCGGAACACCCUCGCCAACCUCCGGGUCUCUGUCCGGUAUAUGAUGGAGAAACUUGAUCAGCACACCAAGGAGAGGCCCCGUCAGUUGGUCCCGCCAUACGGCGAUGACUCGGAGCAAAUGAUAGCAUGGCGACUCAACCAGAUCAACGCUGAACUCGAGGCGAUUCGAAAUAGAGUCGAAACGGCUUUUCAAGCGCUUAUGUCGACCCUCAGCAUUUUAGAGAGCCAGCGGGCCAUCGCCCAAGCCGAGUCGAUAUCGAAGCUUACACAACUGGCCUUCUUCUUUAUACCACUGAGCUUCAUUGCUGCUGUUUUUGGGAUGAACGUAAUUGAAUUUCAAGACCAAUACACCUGGCCACGAUGGCUGGGAGUGUCCAUAGGCGUCACCGCUGUCACAUACCUUGCGCUAUACUUUUCCACCGUCCAGACCGCUGUCACCCACACCAUCCCGAGCACGAUCGCUCGCAGCAUCAACUGGCCUUCCAUCGGGCGGGUUGGCAACCGUCUCAUAAAGUUCAUGACAGCCCUCACCACUGCCAGCACGAUCUAUAUGCUCUUGAUAUUCACCGUUCUCUCAGGUCUCUUCAUUGGUCUGAGCUUCGUAGGCUUCAGGUUAGAGAUGCCACUUGGUGGAGUUGUGGGUGUGUCACUGGGUAUGGCUAUUGUCGCUGUGGGACUGAUACUUUUAUCUUUCGUCUGGCUCGGCUUUUUGCGGAAGAAAGUGGAGGGGUAUGGCCCAGUGACAACGUCCAUAUAUGAUAGGGGUGGGAGUGGGCUUCAGCGGCGGGAAUCGGAUAUAGAGCUGGUGAGGAGGCUGAACAUAUAGGUAAGCAUCGAGAACUAGGCAAAAGAAACGGAACUGAAAGACGAG